Molecule: messenger RNA, 2256 nt
Organism: Abrus precatorius (Indian licorice)
Lineage: Eukaryota; Viridiplantae; Streptophyta; Magnoliopsida; Fabales; Fabaceae
Product: cation/calcium exchanger 2-like
Exons: 1
Coding region: 281-2011 (576 amino acids)
Biological process (GO): transmembrane transport; monoatomic cation transport
Cellular component (GO): membrane
Molecular function (GO): monoatomic cation transmembrane transporter activity
Source: RefSeq, a predicted model, not a curated record
UUCUCACUCAUUCUUCUCUUUGUCUUGCCUUCACAAAGCAAAAACCAAAGAAGAUUAAGAUUCAUCCAGAUCCUUUCUUUGAUUCUUGUGCUAUUCUCUUUCAUUGAGUUAAUGUUUUUGUCUUUCAUCUCUCUCUUUUUUCUUUUUUUUUUCAAUUGUGGGAUUUUUAGCUCAUUUCCUUUGUUCAGGCUCACAAAUGCAAAUGAAUGGCUAUCCAUAAUCACCAAGUCACAAUCUUCCUUUGUGCUUGAAAUUGUGGUCUGAGUGUUCCUUUCUCAACAUGGCUACCACACUGUGUGUGUCCAAAAGUAUGGGAUACACCUUGUUCUUGAACUCCUCCUUCCUCGUUGUGAUUUGUUCUUUCGUGAUUAUUCAUUUCCACACACAAGAAGUUGUAGUUGUGAGCAAAACCAAUGUCUCUGAUGGCAGCACUGAAAAAGACUGCAAUAACUUAAACAGCCAUGGUGACUACAAAGCCAAGUGCUUGAAGCUGAAAUUGAAUGACCCUUGUGUCUCUCAGGGCUAUAUUUAUUAUCUCUACCUUUUCUAUUGCAAUUUUGGGAGAUUCCCUUCAUUGGGUUACACCCUUUUAUUUCUUUGGCUCUUAGUUCUUUUUUAUCUGUUGGCUAAUACAACUUCUGAAUACUUUUGUCCCUCCCUUGAGAACCUAUCCAAAUUACUGAGGUUGUCCCCUACCAUUGCUGGAGUCACCCUUCUGUCUCUUGGUAAUGGUGCUUGUGACGUUUUCUCAAGCCUUGUCUCUUUCCAGGGAAGUGGGACCCGCAGCAUUGGCUUUAACACGGUUCUUGGGGGUGUUUCUUUUGUGUCUUGUGUUGUGGUGGGGACUGUAACCAUUGCAAUACGUCAAAGAGGGGUUCAAGUUAUUAAGUCUGCGUUUGUGAGAGACGUUUGUUUUCUUCUUUUGGUUCUUCUGGCCUUGUUUGGUAUUUUGAUCAAUGGUAAGAUCAAUGUUAUUGGAGCUAUUGGUUUUACUUUGUUGUAUGUGGUGUAUGUAAUUAUUGUUUAUAUCUCUUCUACACGGUGGAAGGAAGGUGGUGGUGGUGGUGGUGGUGAUGAUGCUGAAAGGGGUGGUAUUGGUAUUUCAAGUUAUGGCAAUGAUUUGAGUGUGCCUCUUCUUAGUGGUGUGAGGAAAGGACCAAUUGAUUGUGUUGAAAAUGGUGGUCCAGAAUAUGGCCUGAAUAUCAAGAAGCAUUGUUGUUGUGUGAGAUCUUCAAUUUGUGGAAUGUUACUUUAUGUUCUGGAGAUGCCCCUUUACUUGCCUAGGAGAUUGACAAUUCCUGUUGUGAGUGAAGAAAAAUGGUCAAAGGUGUAUGCAGUUUUUUCAGUGAUAUUAGCACCACUUCUCUUGUCAGUCCUGUGGAGUCCUUACAGUGGAAACAGUUUCUUCAGCAAGAAUCUUAUUGUUGAUGGAAUUGGAUUAUUGAUUGGGAUAAUAUUUGGUGUGACUGCAUUUUUCACAACUGAAAUGUCAAGGCCACCAAAGCAGUGCUUAUUUCCUUGGCUUGCAGGGGGUUUUAUAAUGAGUGUGACUUGGAGUUACAUUAUAGCUCAAGAGUUAGUGGGGUUGCUGGUUUCAAUUGGCUACAUUUGUGGAAUAAAUCCUUCAAUACUUGGGUUAACAGUUCUUGCCUGGGGGAACUCACUUGGGGAUUUGAUGACAAAUUUAACAAUGGCUCUAAAUGGUGGGCCAGAGGGUGCUCAAGUAGCAAUAUCAGGUUGCUAUGCUGGUCCUAUCUUCAAUACCCUCAUUGGUUUGGGCUUGUCUCUUGUAACUUCUACAUGGUCAGAGUACCCUCAACCUGUUUUGAUCCCCAGAGAUCCAUAUCUCUGGGAGACAAUGGUAUUUUUGGUGGUUGGAUUAGUUUGGGCACUUGUGGUUUUGGUAAGAAGAAAUAUGAAACUUGAUGGACUCUUAGGAGGAGGGCUUUUAGUUGUUUACUUCAUUUCUCUUUUUCUAAGGCUGAUUCAGACAACAGGGUCUCUCCAAUAGUCUAAUUUUAUGAUUUCUUAGUCUUUGAUUCGUAGUAUUUACAAGACCACGACUUAUUUGUCAUCGGAUUCUUGAAGGUAUCGUCGAAAGUAUCAUUUUCUGUGGAACUAGAUUUUGCAACUAUGAUAGAUAGGUGUAAAUUUCCUAGUUGUAUAAUUCUCACACCUACUACCAAGCUUUACUUACUGGCUUAUGGCCUUUCUUGUACCUACACUUCAUUGAAUCAUAAUUGAAAUGCUAUUCAG